This is a messenger RNA of Plenodomus lingam JN3, 405 nucleotides long. The record is from RefSeq and is a predicted model, not a curated record. Lineage: Eukaryota; Fungi; Ascomycota; Dothideomycetes; Pleosporales; Leptosphaeriaceae.
AUGGAUGGAAAACCCAGAUUCCAGGAUUCCAAUUCCGACCUCCGACUCCGACAAGCACGUUCAUCCAAGGCCCACCAGGGGGCCGCAACUGUACGACAUCCCUAUCUCGCAAAAGGCUUGGGUGCUGUGUGCUCCACCAUGGAAAUUUCUUCUGCUGCCUUUUUACCGGUACCUACUACCACUCUGAUUGAAGGGUUUGCCUGGGUCAGCUUUUCAGCUGAUGACACAAUUGCACGACGCAACGCUGCUACACGUGCUCUCCACCGUCGCACAUUGCUGGCGUGUCUUGACUGGCAUUUGCACAGUACAUCGGUCAACUCAGCUCCAUGCUUGUUCUACGCGACCUCGUGCACGUCGUGUUUGGACGGAAAUAGCAACGUGGUGAGAUGCUUGAUCGACCGCUAG